This is a messenger RNA of Parnassius mnemosyne (clouded apollo), 1143 nucleotides long. Lineage: Eukaryota; Metazoa; Arthropoda; Insecta; Lepidoptera; Papilionidae. The record is from the annotation of a GenBank genome assembly.
AUGCCUUUCUAUGAUGAUAUGAAAUCUGGCCCGAAUAUGAAUCUAACUCUGAAUGCAUCAGCAAAAUGGUUAAUAGAAGCAUCACAAGGUAUAGAAAAUCCAAACAAUCUACUGGAAAAAUUCUCUUUAAAUCGAAAAGUCGACGAUCGCACUAGUGCUCUACUACUUACGUUUUAUGGUAUCUUGGUUGUUAUUGGCGCAGUUGGCAAUGCUCUUGUGGUUAUUUCUGUUGUUAGAAAGCCAGCCAUGAGAACGGCUAGGAACAUGUUUAUAGUCAACUUAGCUGUAUCUGAUGCUUUGGUUUGUUGCGUUGGAACUCCUCUGACGUUGAUGGAACUUUUGACCAAACAUUGGCCGCUACCGGAUUGGCCCAGCUUAUGCAAAGCUUGCGGUGCUAUACAAGCUAUAUCGAUAUUUGUUUCCACAAUUUCAAUUACUGCUAUUGCCCUCGACAGGUAUCAGUUGAUCGUGUAUCCAACGCGCUCUGGCUUACAAACAAUGGGAGCUCUUGUCACAAUGAUCGUUAUUUGGGUCACAGCAUUUUGCCUCGCCUCACCUCUUUAUAUUUUUAGAAGCCUCAAAACUCAUAAUAUAGGACUGAAAUACAUGGACUCCUUGAGUUUCUGCAUAGAAGACUGGCCCAUGUAUAACGGAAGGGCGAUAUACUCUCUAUUUAGUUUAAUUUUACAGUAUCUACUUCCAGUUUUAGUUGUAGUCGUGGCACAUGUCCAAAUUCAUAGGAGAUUACGUGGUCGAAGACGCACGACUAGAAAGACUCCAGCCAUUCUUAUUGCCAUUGCUGUAACUUACGUGAUAAGUUGGUUACCCUUGAACGUUUUUAACUUGGCGGCAGAUUUCAGCACCGAACCACUCCUGGGGGAGAAAUCUAUGACAAUAACUUACGCUGUUUGUCACAUGUUCGGCAUGUCGAGUGCUGUCUCAAAUCCUUUGUUGUACGGCUGGUUAAACGACAACUUUCGCAAAGAGUUUGAAGAAAUUUUGUGUUGCUGCAAGAAACGACAGAUUACCAAAGAAACUCGGAUCAAAAACAGAAAGAUGGAUACAGAACUAACAGCAUUAGCGCAAAUAGAGCAUACAGUGACCGCAAAUACGAAAACUUCUCAAUGUUCACAAAUUUUCUGA